CGUCCGCCGGGCGCCGCGGGCGGAGGGACGCGCGGAGAUGACGCAGGCAGCACCGGAAGCCGCUCCCCUGUGAGGUUGCAGACCCCGAGCGGCGGCCGCUGGUCCGGGCGCCAUGGCUGCGGAGCGGACCCGGCCGCUGCGAGGCUCUGGCGGCCCGAGCGCGCCUAGUCGGUGCGAGCCCGGCGCGAGGUCCCGGGCCCCGGGGCGCUCGCUCAGGUAAAUUUUUCCAUAACCUUAUGGAGAGAAAGGACUUUGAGACAUGGCUUGAUAACAUUUCUGUUACAUUUCUUUCUCUGACGGACUUGCAGAAAAAUGAAACUCUGGAUCACCUGAUUAGUCUGAGUGGGGCAGUCCAGCUCAGGCAUCUCUCCAAUAACCUGGAGACUCUCCUCAAGCGGGACUUCCUCAAACUCCUUCCCCUGGAGCUCAGUUUUUAUUUGUUAAAAUGGCUCGAUCCUCAGACUUUACUCACAUGCUGCCUCGUCUCUAAACAGUGGAAUAAGGUGAUAAGUGCCUGUACAGAGGUGUGGCAGACUGCGUGUAAAAAUUUGGGCUGGCAGAUAGAUGAUUCUGUUCAGGACGCUUUGCACUGGAAGAAGGUUUAUUUGAAGGCUAUUUUGAGAAUGAAGCAACUGGAGGACCAUGAAGCCUUUGAGACCUCGUCAUUAAUCGGACACAGUGCCAGAGUGUAUGCACUUUACUACAAAGAUGGACUUCUCUGUACAGGGUCAGAUGACUUGUCUGCAAAACUGUGGGAUGUGAGCACAGGACAGUGUGUUUAUGGCAUCCAGACCCACACUUGUGCAGCAGUGAAAUUUGAUGAGCAGAAGCUUGUGACAGGCUCCUUUGACAACACUGUGGCCUGCUGGGAAUGGAGUUCCGGAGCCAGGACCCAGCACUUCCGGGGGCACACAGGGGCGGUGUUUAGCGUUGACUACAAUGAUGAACUGGAUAUCUUGGUGAGUGGCUCCGCAGACUUCACUGUGAAAGUAUGGGCUUUAUCUGCUGGGACAUGCCUGAACACACUCACUGGGCACACGGAAUGGGUCACCAAGGUGGUUUUACAAAAGUGUAAAGUCAAGUCUCUUUUGCACAGCCCUGGAGACUACAUACUCUUAAGUGCGGACAAAUAUGAGAUCAAGAUUUGGCCAAUUGGGAGAGAAAUUAACUGCAAGUGCUUGAAGACACUGUCUGUCUCUGAGGAUAGGAGUAUCUGCCUGCAGCCAAGACUUCAUUUUGAUGGCAAAUACAUUGUUUGUAGUUCAGCGCUGGGUCUCUACCAGUGGGACUUUGCCAGUUAUGAUAUUCUCAGGGUCAUCAAGACUCCUGAGAUAGCAAACUUGGCCUUGCUUGGCUUUGGAGAUAUCUUUGCCCUGCUGUUUGACAACCGCUACCUGUAUAUCAUGGACUUGCGGACAGAGAGCCUGAUUAGCCGCUGGCCUCUGCCAGAGUACAGGAAGUCAAAGAGAGGCUCCAGUUUCCUGGCGGGCGAAGCAUCCUGGCUCAAUGGACUGGAUGGGCACAAUGACACGGGCUUGGUCUUUGCCACCAGCAUGCCUGACCACAGUAUUCACCUGGUGUUGUGGAAGGAGCACGGCUGACACCACGAGCUUACCACCACUGACUGACUUUGGGUGCCGGGGCUGCGGGUUUUCAGUGCAACCUCUGUGGCAGCCGACUGCAUGAACCAAAGUUCUCACCUAAUGGUAUCAUGGCGCAGUGCACAAUCAUUUAUCCGUGUUUCCAGGGGCCAGCGCUCGGGGCGGGGGAGGGCUCGUUUUAUCGACACACAGCGCAGCAUGCUAGUGGGGUACGCCAUUGACUUCAUUUGUACUUAGUUAUGUUGGUCAGUAUAAGAGGGUGCGUUUUGGGUUCAUCUUUCUUGAAUGUUGGUUUUAAGUAAAGAAAGUUAAAUGGUUCAUUAAUCUGCUAAUUGGUUGCCUAUAAAAACACAUUCAGUCUAUUAUUAAAGCUUUUUACCAUCGCCUUUUUUUCAUUUGAAGUUGAAGCAAAGGUGCUAUGAUGCUGUUCCAGCAACUUCUCUCACAUGGGGCUUAGCUUUUAUAAUAGCCAGUGUUACAGAGACCGCCGAGUCCUGUGACAUUCAUGAACUCUCCACCACAUGCCAGUUCUGAAGAAGCUCGGUCUUCCAGGGCACAUCAACACAUUCUAAACCCUAGUACUUGGCAGAGUCAAGGUUGGCCAUGUCUGAGAUGUAAGGGAGUUCUGUGGUUUUUGUUUCCGUGUGAAGCAAGCUGGUCAUUGGUCCCCUGCCGCCUGGGUGAGUGCACGGAGGUGACUGGUACAGUAGAAAGAGCACUGAGCUGGCCGGUUGAAGACUGGCUCUGUUACCUAGGAGCCCUGCCACCUCGGUGCAUCACUUCCCUGGGCCCCGUUUUCCCUGUCUGUACAGCCAGGUGUUAAGCUAAGUGAAUUUCUAAGGUUUUGGUCCUGCAUCUACUGAAGUGUGGGCAAAAGUUGAUAUUUCAGUUUUGUCUGAUUCAUUGUUUCUUUUGGGAUGAAGAUAAUAUUUAAAUGAAAUCACUGGCACAAAGUUAUCUAUAAGGAAAUCAGAUGGACCCAGGGGAAAUGUAGAAAAUACAACAAAUUCCCUAGAAUGUUAGCAUUUGGAUGUUGGCAGAUUGGAUGUUAGCAAUUGGAUAAAAUGCUGAGGAGAAUCUUGGUUCUUUAAACAGACAAUGAAUGGGCUGUAUUGGAAGGAAAGGUACCCGAACCUGACAUUUUCUUCCUCCUUUGUCUCUAACUUGAUGUGUGGCUUCAGGCUGGUUAACUUUUUAUCCCUGGGCCUAGAUGAGGGUUUACAAAACUCAGAUGCCCAGGGUUGCCAUGCAGAUAACAUAAAGGAUUGACGGGUGUUAGGGCUGUGCUUAAUCACAGAAAGCUUAUUUAAUGGGUCAGUUACUCAGCUCUAAAUGAUAGCUCCAGUGGUGGCAGGUCUUCACGAUUUUUUUUAAGAGGACGUAGAAAUCCAGAUUUUUAUUUGAAAUCUCCUGAUUUUUGAAAUGUUGACAACUAAUUGUAGAUAGUGUAAAAUACCGUGAGCUAAACCAAGCAUGUCUAUGAGCUACCAGUUUGUAUCUUCUACCCUGUCAUUCCUGUGAAGUUAGGUAGUUCUGUGAUCCGCAGUGGGAAUAUUUUAACAUAUUUGUCACAACAUUAGGGACAAAGUAGAGGGAGCGAGCUGUAGGACAAUUCAGCUGUUUCCCAUUGUGUUACAGGAAAGUGAGGGGGAGUGUUUCAUCUGUGGGCCAACAGGAAGUAGUUUGAAGGUGAACUUACGAACUGGAACCUCCUUUGUAGUCUCCGCCUGGGAAUAUGAGUUCUUCAUUCUUUGUGAUGCGAAUAUGAAGGCAUCUCCGUUUUACAGGUGGGAGAAAGGCUCCCAGCAGAGCUGAGAAUGAUGCCAGCCCUGGUGGGGACCCAGCCCCGCCCCCCCCACCCCUGCAUUCCAUAGUGGCACAGAACCAGACGGUGACCUCUGAAGGCCGUGAAGUUAAUAUUCUAGAGAAUUCGUGUUUGGCUUUUCAGGGACAGGCUUAGUUAAUAUUCUUGCUGAGACUGUAAGGGGAUUAAGUAAGAGAGUAAUGUGUUCUCCACCCCCAAAGGCCAUCUCGCACUGAGUUCUGUGCGUGAGCUCUGCUCCAACUUGCAAGAACUGGAACCAGAAUUGCGGCUGGAAUCGAUUUUGCAGGAGCCUCAGGAGACUUUGGGCAAUGAUGAGGGCAAAUGACUUUCUCCUCUUCCCCCAGCCUGAACAGAUAACUGAGAUCACAGAUCUGAUGGCCCCACCUCACUUCCAGAUAUAUCCGACAGUAAUUGUUAUUUGUGGGAUUUUUUUUUUUUUUUUUUUUAAUGACAAACCUGGCCCUUUUACAGCAUGUCCCAUUUUAAUUUUCAUUGGACACCGAAGUUCCCAUCCGGUCGUAGCUUGGUGCAGCUGGUUCUGACGGCAGUACUUGGCGGUGGUUGGAGUCUUAACUUAGAUUCCUCCUCACAGAGCCCUUCGUUUCACCUGAGCGUUUUAUUUCAUUGCUUUAUAGUUGCUAGGUUUAUUCAUAUAAUUGCUGGCUUUUGUGAAAAUGAAGAGCUAACAAGUUCUUUAAAAGAGUGAAGCACAUUGGAGCGUCAGAGAAGUGGGAGGAAGAAUCCCCCUUUCAUUGUGUUCAUAGGUUGUCUGCCAUGCACUCUGACUUCCGCUUCCUUAGCUCAGAGGGGAGGCAAUUGCCUUUUCUUUUGUGACCAUUCUCAUUUCUGAAAAGUGAGUCCUGAACAGAUAGACUCCAUCCUUUAUGAGCAUUGGAUUUCUUGAGUGAAGACGUGUGGUGGAAGUGAGGGGCUCCUCACCUCCCAGGUUCAUAAGGGUGGGGGGAUGGGGGGUCCAGGAAAGCUGAGUGGGAAGUUCUAACAUUCCAGAGGAAGGUAAUUUCCUCCAGCCCCGUUACUUGAAGCAAUAGUCAGAUUAGGCAAAACUGGCCCUACGCUGACCUUUAGACCUGUCAGAGAAAUAGGAAGACAGACUUAUUUUCAGGGGUGAGUCUAAACUUUGAAAAGUUCCACAGGAAGCUACACACGUUUGGAUAGCUUUUUAUAAGUGGAAGGUGGGGAAUACUGCUAUUAAAUUUUUUAAGGAUUGCGCUUCAUUUUUUCACAGUUAAAAAAGUGUUCUGGCCAUUGCAGGUACUUGGUAAAGUAUGGCUGAGGAUGAUGUAAUCAUUCUAAUGUUUGUUCUCAGGAGAGUGAUUAUUACUGCUCUGCAUUUAUAAAACAUCUUUGGGAGAGAAGAAAUAUUUUUGUAAACAGUAUUAUUUUAGACACGAAGAAGUUAUUUGUUAGGCUAGACAUUUCGACCUAACAGAAGUGGCUAAAGAUGUGCAGCCAGGCUUUACGGCACUGUUUGGCCAAACCCAGCCAGCUCCUUAAAGCUGGGACUGUGUGCCUGGGCUUUUGGGGGGCCUAGAGGUGAAUCUUCCAUUGUCAACUCACUCUGCCAGUCUCUGGGUCGCCUCUGCUCGGCAUCUCAUGGGCCUGGGUGACCUGCAGGUGCCUUUCUCAGUCGGGAAGUGUGCAGAAUCAGAUCAGUGCUCCAGGACGCCGUCUGGGGCAGGACGGUCUGUCCCCUUGACACAGCCUUCCUCCCUGGUCAUGCCAGUACUUGCCAAGAUGUGUGUAGGACAACAGAGUCACUCUUGAGAAUUACGCCACCCCCAGAUAGAGUGUGAUGGAAAGAGCAGGUUAGCAUUUUUGGCUGAGAUGCCCACUGGCCAUCUUUGGCAGUGUCUGAUGAGAGGGUCCCUUGUGCCUACUCUAGGAAAGUGAGUUUUCCCCAGAAUAAAUCCUCCAAUGGCGACCCGGGUAGUCUUUGCACCACUCCCUAUCAGGCUGAGUGAUCAUGCUCCGUGCACAUGAGUGCUUGCUGUCAAGUUGUUUCAGUGUGUUUCCAGUCUUCCCUAGAACAGGGGACUUCAGUGGCUGAACGUUAAUAUUACAGCCCUGACAAGUGUAUCCUCACGUGGUCAUCACAGCUUAAAGAGCCCAGCUGGCUGCUACUGCUCUUCGUGAAUGUGCUCAAAGAAAAAUGUUUUUGCAUAUUUAAACCUGGAAAAUUAUUAAUUCGGAUGACAACUCACAAUUACUCUGUGUCCCUCAACUCACACUGUAAACACGCGUUUCAACUAAUUUAGACUUCAUACUCUUGAUGAGAGCGCUCAGGUUGAAAAAGGCUGGUCUCACCAAUCCAACAUCUAUAGCAAUGUGGUCAAAAUGUAUCUUCUCAUGUUUUACUAAUUUGAUGUCUAUUGUGAUCUAGGGGGAAAGAGGUGAAAUGUAGAUCUGAAGUGUCUGUGGGGUGGGGGGGAUGGAGAAGGGAUUGCUUGAGCAGAUAGUGGAGUGAAUGUGGGACAAGAUGUGUCUAUAAGAUGAAAAGUUACUUUCACGCAUCAUAUGGAAGCAUUCUUCUAAUGCGAGUGAUUGUGCUAACUAUAAAUCAUUGGUAUCUAUACAUUGAGGCAGGUUCUCUCAGUUAGACAACAUUUGGUUAGUCAAGUCCAAGUUAUUGUUUGUACUUGAAAGUAAUAAAGCUGCACUACCUUAAAAAUACA
This is a messenger RNA of Hyaena hyaena (striped hyena), 6119 nucleotides long. RefSeq names its product F-box and WD repeat domain containing 2 (gene FBXW2). The coding region runs from base 237 to 1601 and encodes 454 amino acids. The transcript has 8 exons. Gene Ontology annotation, molecular function: protein binding. Lineage: Eukaryota; Metazoa; Chordata; Mammalia; Carnivora; Hyaenidae. The record is from RefSeq and is a predicted model, not a curated record.